CAAUUAUAUUUUCAUUGUCAUUUGAAGUAAACAAAAAUCUGAUUAGACUCCAAUCAAUCAUGGCGAUUCAUUGAUAACCUUGUUAUAUCAUUGUUUCCAAAUUUUAGUUAUUGGAGUGUGUAAACAUUGCAAAUUGUAUCAAAUAUUAAAAUUUCAAAGCAAAAUUUAAAACUCCCUUCCGAAGUGUUUUGAUCAACUACGUCAUGUUUAUCAGACCUUGACAUCUCGUCAGUAUUGCAAUAUCAAACGUCGUCUUGCUGGUGCUUCAACAUAUAGCAACUGUAUGGAAAAUAAGUGCAACAUACAAUAACACCAUAUCCAGAGUUCCACCCUCGAUCAACUUAUGGCAAUUAGUUAUUAUUAAAAUAACAAGAUGACUGGUAUUCCUUCACGGUUGGCUUAUGCUGGAAAGCUAGUAUUGUAUACAUACCCCGGCUUGUUAUCUGCUGUUGGAAAAACACCAAACAUUAUAGCCCUCAGCAGAUGUGUGACUACUGGUAAAAUAAUUUUCAAAUCCUUUGGGGCAGGAGAACCCCCAAAAGAUACAGAUAAUUCCACUGUGCCACCAAAAGGAACUUCAGGUGGAGGUGGUGGCAAAAGUAAAAACACUUUAUCAUGUCCAAAAUGUGGAGAUCCAUGUACUCAUGUUGAAACUUUUGUGAGUUCUACAAGAUUUGUGAAAUGUGAGAAAUGCCACCAUUUCUUUGUUGUCCUCAGUGAAGUGGACACCAAAAAAAAGGAGGGUCAGGACUUGAAGACUGGUUUUUACAGGAAACCACCACCACCACCGAAAAAAAUUUAUGAUUAUCUGAACAAACAUGUUAUUGGACAAGACCACGCCAAAAAGGUAUUGUCUGUCGCAGUAUAUAACCAUUAUAAGAGAAUUUACAAUAAUACUCCGCCAGCAAUGAAUCCAGUAUCUCGUCCUGACAUGACUGUUAUGGAACAAGGGCCACAUCAUAGUGUAGCUCACAGAGAUCUUCUCCAUCUGACAGGACUGGGCCAUGGUUCCAACUUUGGUUUCAACUCCAGUCAAUCAAACACAAACGUAGAAGCCACUACACAGAAGUCUAAUGGUUCUGAAAUCCUUGACAAAAAGAGCCAUGAUUUGAAAUUGGAAAAAAGCAACAUCCUACUUCUGGGCCCUACAGGUUCUGGAAAAACUCUUUUAGCCCAAACUAUUGCCCAAUGCUUAGAUGUUCCUUUUGCAAUUUGUGACUGUACUACUCUCACACAAGCUGGAUAUGUAGGAGAAGAUAUUGAGAGUGUCAUUGGAAAAUUACUCCAAGAUGCUAGUUAUGUGGUGGACAGGGCUCAAGUGGGUAUCGUGUUUUUAGAUGAAGUUGACAAGAUUGGAGCUGUUCCUGGUAUUCAUCAGUUACGUGAUGUGGGAGGCGAGGGUGUACAACAAGGCAUGUUGAAAAUGCUUGAAGGCACUAUUGUUAAUGUUCCUGAAAGAAAUUCUCCUAGAAAAUUACGUGGAGAGACAAUCCAAGUCGAUACAACAAAUAUAUUAUUUGUUGCUAGCGGAGCAUACAAUGGCCUUGAACGUUUAAUACAAAAGAGAAAUAAUGAGAAUUAUUUAGGCUUUGGGGCACCAGUUUCUGAGAGUCAAGGAAGGAGAGCUGCAUCUCAAGAAGCUUCACUACAUCAAUCUGCAAUGAGUGCCGAAGAAGAAAAUGUAGAAAGGGACAACGCUCUAAAACAAGUCCAGGCUAGAGAUCUCAUCGAUUUUGGAAUGAUUCCAGAAUUUGUUGGCCGAUUUCCAGUAUUAGUGCCUUUCCAUAGUUUGGACAGAAAUAUGUUGGUGAGGAUUCUAACAGAACCUCAUAACGCUUUAGUACCCCAAUAUCAGCGUCUUCUAGGAAUGGAUCAGUGUGAUCUAACAUUUAGUCCUGAAGCAUUAGUAGCAAUUGCAAAACUUGCAAUGGAACGUAAAACUGGAGCUAGAGGUCUACGUGCCAUAAUGGAGUCUCUUCUUCUUGAACCAAUGUUUGAGGUACCAGGAUCCACAAUCACAGGAGUUCGCAUUAACGAAGAAUAUGUACUUAAUAAUGGAGGACCAGUCUAUAUUAGAGCUACACCUACACCAGCCACAGAGGUAUCAGAUGAAGAAGAUAUUACUACUUCAAUUAGGCUUAAACAGUAAUAUCUAGAGCCAAUCAUCUGGAAUGACACAUGAUGUGAUGAUGAAACAAACUUUUUUUUAGACUCAGAAAUAUUUAAAAAAAAAUGUUUUUUUUUCAAUAUAUAUGGUAUAUUUUUAUUGAUUUGAAUUGUUUGUAAAUAAAGAUUUUAUUCCGUAGGAAAACCUAUUUAGUGUGAAAAAAUUGGUUUUAUUUGAUUCAUACUACAAGGAGUGUAAUAUAUGAUAAAACAUUUGUUGUAAAUAAUAAAUCAAUUAAAGUUU
This is a messenger RNA of Harmonia axyridis, 2410 nucleotides long. RefSeq names its product ATP-dependent Clp protease ATP-binding subunit clpX-like, mitochondrial (gene ClpX). Gene Ontology annotation, molecular function: ATP hydrolysis activity; zinc ion binding; protein dimerization activity. The record is from RefSeq and is a predicted model, not a curated record. Gene Ontology annotation, biological process: protein catabolic process; proteolysis. Gene Ontology annotation, cellular component: mitochondrial matrix. The transcript has 8 exons. The coding region runs from base 374 to 2149 and encodes 591 amino acids. Lineage: Eukaryota; Metazoa; Arthropoda; Insecta; Coleoptera; Coccinellidae.